Messenger RNA from Trichomonas vaginalis G3, 723 nucleotides. Its product is annotated as mannose-P-dolichol utilization defect 1 protein family. NCBI's taxonomy places the organism in Eukaryota, Parabasalia, Trichomonadida, Trichomonadidae. The transcript has a single exon. The record is from RefSeq and is a predicted model, not a curated record. Bases 1 to 723 code for a protein of 240 amino acids.
AUGAUAUUUUUCAUCAUAUUCUUUCGCCUAAUAGGGAGACAAUGUGCCAAAAACUUAUUCCUUAAGAUGAAGUGGAACGAUACUCAAUGUCGAGAGAUUUUAACAGGCCAAAUCAUCAAGUUCUGUUUGAAAAUGUAUCCAUUAUUUAACAGAUUACCGCAAUUGAUCAAAAUAGCAUCACAAAAUAGAGCUGUUAGCUUAAGUUUACCAACAUGGAUUGUAAAUUUCAUUAUUGACAGUACAUAUGUUUCGAUAAAUUGGGAAUACACUCUACUAGAAGGAUAUCCAGAAAUUUGUGGAGUAUUAGAAGAUUUAGUAAUACUCACAUACAUUGCUUUGAUACGAAAGAAAUUUAUUAUAUGGAAAAUAUCAAUAUUAACGUUUUUCUUUGCUUAUUUUCUGCACAUCAAAGGCUUGCUUUCUAACGAAUUAUAUCUUUUUUGUUUAACCGUUUGGGAAUACUUCGAAGUCCCUCCUCCAUAUUUACAAUUAUUUUCUUUAUACAAAGCGAAUCAAAUCGGUAGUUUGUCCUUUAUUUCAAUAUUUUUAGAGCUAUUUACGUCGAUAUUGAGAUUGAGAGCUUCUAUUAUUCAAACAAUGCACUUACCUCGCGUAAUUAUAAUAGCAAUUCGCCUUUUAGGCUACCUUUUGCUUUUUGUUUAUAUGUUGUAUAUUAGAUUAAGAUGGAAGAAAAUAGUUGAUCCCCAUAAACGUACAGAUUAA